UUUAACGCACAUUCAUAUUUAUAUGUCAAAACCGCUGAGACGUAUCGAGGAACUCACGUGACACGAGCAGACGACAGAACGUUGCUAUCAGCCGAGAAAAUACCGCUGCAGGUCCGUGACCGACAUACGGACAGCUGUGGUGAAUUUGAGUUGUGGUGAGUUGGCUGGUCAAUCCGCUGGUAUCUGCUAUUGUGGCUAUAAAAAUGCAACAUUUGUAAUCGUUAGCGGAACCUUGAUUGUGUAAACCGUCAAUCAACAGACGCGUGGAUCUAAAUGUUCGGCUUCGGCGUCACCAGACCGUGGCCUUGCUGCUUGACUGUGAACCUUUGCACCGUGUUCAAACGAAAGCUUCCUUUGUGUACUGGUGAACUCAGAUGACACGUCUGUGGUUGUUCGAUCCAUGUCAGUGUGUACAGUACUUGUCGAUAGCACUGUAGUUUCAACGGAUGUGAAUGACUUCGUACAGUAACGGCUGAAGCGCAUGUCUUGUGAGCUUUCUCGACGCAUCGUGAUCUGAUAACAUCAGUGUUUUGAUCAGUCAAGCUACUCCAGUUUCCGGAGAACAUGGCGAACUUCGACGAUAUUCUCCGACAUCUGGGGGAGUUCGGCAGGUACCAGAAAUGGGUGUACUUCCUGUUGUGCCUCCCAGCUAUACCCCACGGGGUCAGGAUGAUGAUCAAUGUUUACCUGCUCAACGUCCCCGACCACAGAUGCGCUAUCCCUGGCUACAACAAUGACACUUACGCCGUGCAGUCCAAGUACCACGCCGAGCUCAUCAACAAGACCAUACCCUUUGUGAAGCGUGACGGGAAGCUCCAGUACGACCCGUGUCACUUGUACUUCUCCAGCGGCCAAACAGCAUCAUCUAACAGGACCAUCGUAGGAUGCAAUAAAUGGGUGUACGAUAAGUCCGUGUUCCAGUCGACCGCUGCCACAGAGCUGAACAUGGUAUGCAACAACGCAAUACAGUCUUCUAACGCACAGAUGAUCUUCAUGGGGGGAUAUUUUGCGGGAGCAUUCAUAUUCGGUGCACUGGGUGACAGGGUCGGGCGACGCAAGGCGCUGGCUCUGUCUAUUGCGAUCCUAUUUGUUGGCGGUCUUGCUCUCAACUGGGCAUCCACCUACAUCGUCUUUGUUUUCCUUCGCUUCAUCAACGGCGCCUGUACCGCAGGGAUGUUCACCACGUGCUUCGUGAUUGGUAUGGAAUUUGUUGGUCCUUCUAAACGGGUGUGGGCCGGUAUCAUCACCAAUUUUUUCUUCACAAGUGGCUAUGCCUUCUUGACGGGAGUGGCCUUCUUCAUCAGAGACUGGCACACUCUGGAGCUGGUCAUGGCGGCGCCUGUCGGAAUCUUUCUUAUAUACUGGUGGAUAAUUCCAGAGUCCCCAAGAUGGUUGCUCAACGUCUCCCGGACUGAGGAAGCGGAAGUGAUUAUACGUCACGCUGCACGUGUCAACAAGGUCACAAUCCCCGACAGUGCCAUGCAGUUCGAAAAAGAAGACAGGGAUUCCAAACUAAAAAUGCCCAAAACCAGCAUCUUGCAGUUAUUCACUCAUAGGACAUUACUCGUCAGAACAAUCGUUCUAUUUUUCUCCUGGAUGACAGUGAGUGUAGCCUACUUCGGUCUGUCGUCCAACACAGACAACCUGGGCGCCGGCAGCCUGCACCUCAACUCACUGUUGGCCUGUCUGGUGGAGUAUCCAGCUAGCAUCCUCUGUCUGCUACUCUUGGACAGGAUGGGGAGAAAAGCACUGCUGUGUGCCUUCAUGACGCUAGGGGGAGCAGCCUGUAUACUUUCAGUCAUCACUAUUUUAUUUGUGAACGACGCCAAUCAGUGGAGCACAGUCACACUGUCAAUGAUAGGGAAGAUGUGUGCCUCGGGUGCAUUCGGCGUGGUGUAUGUGUACUCGACGGAGAUAUUCCCGACUGUUGUACGGAGUUCAGCCCUGGGCCUCAGCUCAUCUUUUGCCAGGAUAGGCGGCAUGGUGGCCCCUUACUUCAUAGACCUGGGCAAAGAGGUCGGGGGGAAAUGGGGACGGGCGUUGCCUCUCCUCCUGUUCGGGUGUCUGGCUUUUGUGUCCGGUCUUCUCGAUCUUUCUCUACCAGAGACACUCAACAGGGAUCUGCCAGAGACUUUAGAAGAUGCCAAAAACUUUAGCAGGAAAAGGCCUUAUCCUCGCCUGAUAAACGGCGACGCAGAUGGGACAGACGAAUCCAAUGUCAGCCAGCCGCUGCUCUCAAGCACAUAACGAUGUGUCGUCACUGACAGACCUAGAAAAAUGUGACAACAUCAACAAUCGAUUCUCUGAUGAACAAAGAGUACUGUUCAACUGCCACCUUGACACGUGCCUGCUUCAUCCACUAGGUUUGACUGGAAGUCGGAAUGCUGUCAUGAAGAGUUGUUGACAAAUAAGAGAGAGAAAGAGAAUUUUUUAUUCAGGUCUCACCGACUGUACAGAACUCACAGUUUUUGUUAUUUAUAUGCCACAAUGGCGUACACAUUAUUAAUAUAGAUGGUAAAGUAAAAAACAUUCAUAUCUUCUCAUCAGCAUAUAUACAUGAUAAAAAUCACAAUCGUACAGACAUAUCUACCUGACCAUAUCCAACAGAACAAACAAAUUGUAGACUUUAACGUGUUAUCAAUGUACCGUUUUGUUACACAAGGAAUAUUUAAGCACAUAGAAAACAGCAUUGACAAGAUAGAUGUAUGAUGAAACAAGGACUGAUUGACACUGGAUAGAUUAUAGCUGUUUCCGAUUGACGAAUCAUCCCAGUCCUUCACCGACGUUAAUACCAACGGUUGGAGGCCUGUGCUAUGAUGACACGACAUUCGUGUUCUAUGCAUUUACCCCUACUUAUGUAUGUCAUCAGUUACUGCAAUCUUGCCAUAUUGCAUAUAAACAAUGUAUUACAUGUGAAAUCACGACUCCCUAAUACUCAAAUCAAACUAUGGACACUGCCCUGAUACAAUGUGUGUUCAAGUGAUUGUGUGCUGUGAUUGUGUGCUGUGAUUGAGGAUUUGAUGAGUCUGAAUUAUGAAAUGCAAAUAUAACAUUUAUGUUACUUUUGAUCGGUUCACGUAUGAAUUAUCAAAUAUUUUUGAUUACGAAUUUUAUUCGUUGAUAAGGUCAUUUAAACAUAUUUUAUUGUCCUUGAGACAAACGUAUCAGAUACAUUAUCCUGGGGUGAAUACACGUUUCGUUUUAUAACAAUGAUGAUGGAUAUAGGUAGAGCACCACAUACUUAAAUAUGCAUCUUAAGAAUAUCUGUUUAUGAGUUUUACGCAAUGAUGUGAGGUUCCCUGACAACUAGGCCGCAUACUAUAUGAUGAACAAAGGGAAUCAAGUGCUUCAUGCGUUCUGAGAGAUCCAAUGUUUUCUCGCACAGUUUUGUAUGUGUUGCAUUUUAUCACAAUAUACAAUGUAUUACAAUAUUUUGUAGUAUAGUAAUGUAUACUCACACGCGAAAGAAACGCAAGUCGAGUAUGCAGUAUACAUGUUAUUUAUUUUCAACAGUAAAGACAAGAAAUACUAAUACGGCAAGAUUGACAAAAAUUUGACUGAACACAGUUUAAUGGAUUAAAAGGC
This is a messenger RNA of Haliotis rufescens (red abalone), 3585 nucleotides long. Its product is annotated as organic cation transporter protein-like. Gene Ontology annotation, molecular function: transmembrane transporter activity. Gene Ontology annotation, cellular component: membrane. NCBI's taxonomy places the organism in Eukaryota, Metazoa, Mollusca, Gastropoda, Lepetellida, Haliotidae. The transcript is spliced from 10 exons. Gene Ontology annotation, biological process: transmembrane transport. The coding region runs from base 565 to 2247 and encodes 560 amino acids. The record is from RefSeq and is a predicted model, not a curated record.